Seminavis robusta is the source of this 827-nucleotide messenger RNA. The record is from the annotation of a GenBank genome assembly. NCBI's taxonomy places the organism in Eukaryota, Bacillariophyta, Bacillariophyceae, Naviculales, Naviculaceae.
AUGCUUGACAGUGAUAACGGGAACAAGUAUGAAGAGGCCGAACGUGAACUUUUGACUGCGGCCAAGAGAUACAUGAGAUCAUCUCCCCACGACCCGAAGGUGCACCGUUACCCCGCCGCCACCGAGGACACGUGGAAUAGAGAAGCGAUAGGACUGGGUCUGAGGGACAUCCGGAACAACAAGCUUCCCUCAUUCAUUGCUGCUGAUUCACCUACCGGUACAAACAGAGUACCGGUACCCGUGGCCAUUGGUUUGGGUCUUGGGACUGGUUUUGGUAAGAUGCAUAUUCUAACCGAGGCUCCUGGCAUCCUAGGCGUUACCAGCAGCGUCUAUAUCACCUACAAUCAUCAACAACAACUUGGAAAAGACAAGAAACAACAAGGAAAGCAACCUUUCUAUGGCUGAUUCUGGCGAGUCAUUGGUGCGGCUCCCUUGCGUGUGCGAAUUCUUUUCAGGAUCCAACUUCAGCGCAGUUCUUCGAAGCUUCGCCUAUGAGCCUUGAAGAACUGGCUAUAGCCACAUUCCGAAAGGUGGCACAAGAUAGAGGCAUUUUGUUGGCCGCAGACGAAGUAGCACAACUUGGCACGGAGGCUGCACAGCAGGUUGUUUCGCUCCUGGCGAAUUUGGGCACUCGUUAUUCUAAGGCUACAGAAGCCUUAUGUACGGUUUUGAUCUCGUCGUUGAACGAUGCAGUGUUCAGCGGAAGAGGAAUAAUUGACUGGGUACUAGCUCGCGCAAAUUUCGAAACGAUUGAAUUUUUCCAAAGACAAUUGGAAAGACCGGGGGUGCAGGCCCACUUUGGUGCCCUUGCCAAAGCCAUAUGCGGU